CCGCGCGGGGUCGCGGCCCGUUCGUCGUUCAAUUGUUUUCCUUGGGCGCUCAAUUGUUUUACUUUGGCGGAUUGGCUGGCACGGUUUUAAUUGCCGGUCUGUGUACACAGUACACAUCACACGUGCUGUGUUUUAAAUGGUCUUGCUCGGGUAAUUUAGUCAGUCGGUCGACGGUAGUGGCAAGUUUAAUGGUACGACUCUGUAUUAUUCUUGAGGGCCGAGAUGUUCAAGCCGGCCAAGUUGUUCUCUGGGCACCACCACCAUCACCACCACCAACAGACGCUGCACCGUACCGAGUCGAUGGUGUCAUUGUGCUUCCGCUCAUUGACUGAUUACAUAAACAAUGACAACUUACAAGGACUGCAGUCAUUUCUUGAAAAUAAACAAGUACAGAUUGAUGAUAAAGAUGAGAAUGGGACCACCGCACUUAUGGUGGCAGCGUCCAAAGGCAGAUCCUCACACAUUCGCGAACUGCUGAGUCAUGGUGCUGAUCCAAAUUCCGAAGACAAUGAUGGAUGGACGGCACUUCUGUGCGCGUCCAAGGAAGGCUACGUCGAUAUCGUUUGUCAACUAUUAGAACACAAUGCCGAAAUUGACCACAGGGAUAUGGGCGGAUGGACCCCACUGAUGUGGGCCACGUACAAAGGUCGCAUAGACGUUGCAUUAUUUCUUAUCGAGCGUGGUGCCGAUGUAAAUGCUCAUGGAAACUUUCAUAUUUCCUCAUUACUAUGGGCUGCGGGUCGUGGAUAUACUCAGAUAGUGGAAGCUUUAGUGCAUCAGGGGGCAAAAGUGAAUGUAGGUGAUAAAUAUGGAACGACAGCCCUAGUUUGGGCUAGCCGGAAAGGUUAUACGGAAAUCGUAGAAAUAUUGCUGAAAGCGGGUGCGAAUGUAGACACAGCGGGGAUGUACUCGUGGACAGCGCUUUUAGUCGCCACUUACGGAAACCACGUGGACGUAGUGAGCCUGUUAUUAGAACACAAGCCCAAUGUAAACGCUUUAGACAAAGACGGAUACAGCCCGCUGACAAUUGCUUGUAAGGAAGGGUAUUACGAAAUUGCUACUGCAUUAAUGGCAGCUGGUGCUUACAUAAACAUUCAAGACCGGUCUGGAGACACAAAUUUAAUACAUGCGGUCAAGGGUGGUCACAGGGGUGUAGUAGAAGCUCUACUGAAGAAAUACGCAGAUGUGGAUAUACCAGGCAAAGACCGCAAGACCGCGAUAUACAUGGCCGUCGAAAAAGGCAAUGUUAACAUAGUAAAACUCCUUCUUAGCUGUAACCCGGAUCUGGAGAUAGCGACCAAGGACGGAGACACUCCUCUUUUGAAAGCUGUCCGUUCGAGAAACGCGGAAAUCGUCCAGUUGUUGCUGGACAAGAAGGCUAAAGUUUCUGCAGCGGAUAAGAAGGGAGAUACCGCUCUACAUAUAGCAAUGAGAGCUCGGUCUAAAGGAAUAGUGGAAAUUUUGCUGCGUAAUCCAAAAAAUAGUCAAUUGCUUUAUAGGCCGAAUAGGGCAGGAGAGACGCCUUAUAAUAUAGAUAUUAGUCACCAGAAAACUAUUUUAGGACAAAUAUUUGGAGCAAGAAGGUUAAAUACAAAUGAAGACAAUGAAAAUAUGUUAGGUUAUGAUCUCUAUAGUAGUGCCCUCGCUGAUAUUUUAAGUGAACCCUCGCUGUCCAUGCCUAUAACAGUGGGGUUAUAUGCCAAAUGGGGUAGUGGUAAAUCGUUUUUGUUAAAUAAACUUAGAGAGGAAAUGAAAAAUUUUGCUCGAGAAUGGGUAGACCCAGUCUUCCAGUUUACCGUUUUACUGUUCUUGGUGCUCGUACAUUUCUGUGUGAUAAUCGGUACAAUCUUGGGACUGUCUCUGCAGUCUUGGAUAGUCGGACUUAGUGUGGGUGUAGCGAUUCUAGUGUUAAGUUAUAUUUUUCUGGCUUUGAUAUGGUUCGCCAGCAAGAGGUAUGACUGGGACUGGCCGUAUAAUUUUAACUUAAAGCUGACGAGGAAGAUGAACAAUUUGAAGCUCAUUUUGCAAAUUUUAUUUUGUCAUCCACCGGGUCAGGUUAGCGAUGCUGCCGGGGCGCAUCCUAUAAGGUUUUUUUUCACCGACCAGACGAGAGUUACAAGUACGGCUGGAGGUGAAAAUUCUGUAGUACAAAUGCUUGGUUCCUUAUAUGAUGCCAUAGAGAUUCAAUAUGGAGCUCUUGCUACGAGAUUGUAUAGAAGUUUUAAACCAAAACCAGUGAAAUCCUCCUCAUCAUGGACUUGGAGAAAGAUGUGUUGUCUGCCUUACGUCGCUUUAUUCGAAAUGACCUUUAUGAUGAUAAUUACAGGAACGUGUGCCUUGACCAUUUAUCUUAUACAUGUCAGUAAGGAUGAGUACGAUCAGAUGACGAGCUUCACUUUGAAAAUCAUAUUAAUAAUAGCGGCGUUACUAUUGGGCAUCGCCGCCGUCGCAAACUUAUACACGUGGAGCAAGCUGCUGAAGACUGUGUUCUUUUCGCAGCGCAGACACUUGCAGAAGUCCAUUUCUAAAUUGGAGACGCUCAAAUCCGAGGGGUUCUUACAGACUUUGAGGCAAGAGGUAAACUUAAUGAAGGAAAUGGUCAAGUGUCUGGACAGAUUGAACUCUCAGCAGACCAGAUUGGUCAUCGUCGUGGACGGUUUGGAUAGCUGCGAGCAGGACAAGGUGCUUCUGGUGCUGGACACCGUACAUAUACUCUUCUCCGAUGCGAAUACCCCUUUCAUUGUGAUAUUAGCGAUAGAUCCCCAUGUUAUAGCUAAGGCUGUAGAAAUGAAUACAAGGAGGUUGUUUAGCGAAAGCAAUAUCGGAGGCCACAAUUACUUAAAUAACAUGGUGCACUUGCCAUUUUAUUUGCAAAAUUCAGGGUUGAGGAAAGUUAAAAUUGCUCAACAGACCGCCGCCGUCCAUCGGAAACAGACGGGAUCUUGGUCGGCAGACGACGACAACCUCAACAGUUUCCUAGCCAGAUCGUCAUCCAGCAGAAGGUUGUCGAACGAAAAAGCACUAAUGUCCAGCCAGGAGAACCUCGGGAAGUUUGCGGGCCGAAAAGGCUCUCGUAAAUUCAAAACAUCCGAAUCAGUAGCCAGCUCUAUAGGGUCGAAUCUGAAUAGGAUAGGAGGAGCACAAGAUCUCACCAAAAUGUUACUUACUGACGAUUACUUUAGCGAUGUGAAUCCUCGUUCCAUGAGAAGACUGAUGAACGUCGUGUAUGUGACAGGGCGUUUACUUAAAGCAUUCCAAAUCGAUUUCAACUGGUAUCGGUUAGCCUCUUGGAUCAAUAUCACGGAACAGUGGCCGUUCCGGACGUCUUGGAUUAUUUAUCACUACGAUUUGUACGAGGACACUUUGGAUGACAAUACCUCGCUGAAGUCAAUUUACGAUAAGAUCCGGCCACAUAUUCCAUCGGUGAAAGACACAGAACCUCUUUUGGAACUGGAUAGGGACGAAAAGAAAUUCGACAUUUUCUUAACGUUUCACCGGUCGAGUCUUUUAGUUAGUGACCUAAAGAUAUUCCUACCGUUCACCAUUAAUUUGGAUCCUUACCUCAAAAAAGUUAUUAAAGAAGAAACCCAGUGUCUGGAAGACGAUGGGCUGCUUAUGGGUCCGUCGAGAAAUAUGAGCCUAACGCCUCAGUCCAUUCAGCAAAUGUCUGGCUGGCCGAAUGCGAACGAAUGGAAUUCCCCAAAACCCGCAUUAGUCAGAAGGGUAAGAACCACCCCUAAAGCAACACCCGUCGGACAGUCUAUGCUGUACUCUCAAGUGCAGCAUGGGAUACUGGGUUGGCAGCACUGGAACGAUCCCAUGCCCAUUCAGCAGCAAGUACCUUUAGCUCCCAUUACAAUAUUACAGCCCGAAGUCCUCGAAACCAGACUGUCUGCGCUAAACGUUGAGGGAGUGUGCAAGCUCCUUUCGAAGAUGGAGGAUUUAAAUCCCGCCGCGUUACCAAAUUACAUUAAAAUCAUUAAAGAGAACAACAUUAACGGUCGGGUGUUGUUGCACUGUGACUUGGACGAACUAAAAAAGUUGUUGAGCAUGUCUUUCGGAGAUUGGGAAAUGUUUAAAGUUGCGCUGAUAUCGCUGAGGGAGCACGAAAUCACUUGCUUGUUGCACCAGGACGAGGUUAAGCCUGUUAAAAGUGUGAAGCAUCUAGAAAGGAGAGGUAGCAUCAACAAGGGCAGUGGUUCCAGCGAUAAAGAAUCGGGUAAAAUGCAGGUGGACGGACCACCACAAAGAAAACAAAGUAUCAUUGAAAAACAGGUAACUUUAGAGGAGCAAAUGAUCUGCGGGGCUCUUCAAACGUUAAACGAGGAAGCAUGCGAGGACGUACUAGAAGAAACGGAAGACACAAAAAUCGUAAUAGAACCCGAUGUACCCCAGACUUCAGUCAUUCCACCGAGCCCCGAAUCCGUUCAAGAUUUCCAACGAGGCUGUCGCUCGCGAACCAACAGCUCUUGCGGGAUAGGUGAGACAGAUUUUGUUUUAUUGCAAUCCUCACCUAUAGGUCAUAUGCACUGGCAGCCUGUCAGUAUCUCUAUCGCUGGUUAUUCUGAGAGUUUAAGCGAUCAUAGCUCCAGGUGCAGCUCGCAGCCUCCUAGCCCAAUUUCAGAAAGGAGGCCCUCAAAUAGCAGUCGACAUUCUAGCCUAAAAUCUGGGGAUCAUCCCAGUAAAGGUCGCCACGUAGUAAUAAGAACUGAGUGUUCCGACACAAACCCACGGGUUAGCAUAAGUACCAGCAAUUCCUCUGUCAUGUACGAAAACCAAGAGUCGAAUAGAACACCUUUAUUGUAUGAAUAUAAGCACACGGCUUCACAAACAAAAUCUCGACCAAAUUCCUUAAAUCUGAUGAAAAGCGAAAGCAAACCUAUGAGGCAGUCGAUGAGAAACCGUUCCAAAUCUAUCGAUCAGUCAGGUCAGAAGGAAGAGAAAAAAGAGAAGAAAGGGUUCGAAAAACUUCUUAUACUGAAGGAGAAAUUAUUACACUCCAGUCCCGAGUUGAAUGAAACUAGCGAUAAUGAAAGUACCCCACUAGUUUCUGAAGUUUCUACACCAUCUAAGUCGGGGCAAAGCUCAGAAGUAAAAUCGUCCAGUUCCACAAGCUUCCCCCUGUCUCCGAUCUCCCAGAAAAGCUUGUCCCCCGAAAAACCUUUAAACAAAUGCACGAGAAGUGAGCAGAAUCUCACCGACACAACUGACAUUACUCCCUCGGCUGCUUUUUCUGACAGCAAUAUUUUUGUGGAUCCUCAGUUUGUGGGCGGAGGCAAUAGUUGCAUCAUUUCGCCGGAAAAUUACCCGGAAAGACGUAGGACGAUGUCUGAAGACACCAGUGCAUCUAUCUCGUUAUAUCUAGGUUCCGUAGAACAUAGCAAUAGUAACUACAGCGUACAUAGUUGUUCGCAGAGUUCUGGACACUUGUCCAGGCAGAACGCUUUGGAUUCCGAGGAAAAUCUCACUGAUAUUUAUUGCGAACCCGGUAGUAGAAAUGAUUGAAUUUAUUUGUAGAUAAUAUCUGUACUUACGUCUCGAUUAUUUGGCAGUAUUCCUAGGUUAGGUUUGACAAUACCGUUAAUUUUAUUUAUCUUUUACCACUUUAUUUGUGAUUGUAAUAUAUACAAUGUAAUAUAUUUAAAUAAUUAGUAAAUUUCUUGGGAAAUUUUAAGAUCUUGUAGUGUAAUAUAUACAGGGUGAUUAAAAAGAGCGAGUUACUUUUUAAUUAAAAAUUCUUAGA
This is a messenger RNA of Anoplophora glabripennis (Asian longhorned beetle), 5743 nucleotides long. It is a transcript of the gene Arms, whose product is annotated as kinase D-interacting substrate of 220 kDa B. Gene Ontology annotation, molecular function: protein binding. The record is from RefSeq and is a predicted model, not a curated record. The transcript is spliced from 23 exons. The coding region runs from base 223 to 5505 and encodes 1760 amino acids. Lineage: Eukaryota; Metazoa; Arthropoda; Insecta; Coleoptera; Cerambycidae.